AGCGCGAGCCGAGACAGAGCUCUAGAAAGGCAGAUAGAGAGAGAGCGGAGGCAACGGCCCUCUUCAGGAGGGGGGGCUUAUUAUAACAAAUAUACACACAUGUGUGAACUGUUUGGCCGCACGAUAGGGCACAUGUGGAUAACAAUAAUUUUAGAAAAGCAUACAACCGCGGCUUUACAUUUAAAAAAUGCCUAUUUUACUCUUCCUGUUAGACACGUCCGCCUCUAUGAAUCAGCGCACUUAUUUGGGUACGACGUAUCUGGACGUUGCUAAAGGCGCGGUUGAGGUCUUUAUGAAGCUGCGUGCCCGAGACCCGGCUAGUAGAGGCGACAGGUACAUGCUAGUUACAUUCGAUGAUCCACCAUACGGAGUGAAGUCAGUGUUGGGCGGCAUCCCGGUGGCGAAAAAACGGCAAUUUUUUGCUCCAAAUAACCGCAGACCCGGAGAUGCGCUGCCUCCGACCAUCCAGCGGACAUUUUGCUUUUGUGUUGAGAAAAGUCUCGGGCGUUGAGAUGGAGGCGGAGAGAUUUAUUAUCACCUAUGACGUCGCGCUUUUUUUAAAAGCACAAUGUUUUGAUUGGUCAAAGAGCCCGCCAAUCACUCCUUACUCCUCCCCUUGCAUCAUCCACGCAUAACCAUUGGCCAGUCUGGGCUGAAAGUUGAUAAGCCCUCUUCAGCGCGGGGUGGAAGGAGAACCACUCCACCUUCAUGUGCGAGCUGAAGAACCUGCAGGCGUCCGGCCUCACCACGUUGGGUCAUGCUCUCCGCACAGCCUUCGACCUUCUCAACCUCAACCGCCUCGUCUCAGGCAUCGACAACUAUGGACAGGGCCGUAACCCCUUCUUCCUGGAGCCAUCUGUGAUCAUCACCAUCACUGACGGGAACAAGCUCACACACAGCUCUGGGGUGCCAGAUGAGCUGCACCUGCCUCUGAACUCUCCGUUGGCGGGUAGCGAGCUGACCAAGGAGCCCUUCCGCUGGGACCAGCGUCUGUUUGCGCUGGUGCUGAGGCUGCCGGGAGCGUCCACGCCGGACACAGAGCAGCUCGGCAGCGUCCCCACAGACGAGUCUGCCAUCACCCAGAUGUGUGAAGUCACCGGAGGGCGAUCGUACUGUGUGCGGACUCAGAGGAUGUUGAACCAGUGUCUGGAGUCUCUGGUCCAAAAGGUUCAAAGUGGGGUCGUCCUUAAUUUUGAGAAGACCGGGCCGGAUCCGCCUCUCAUUGGUGAAGAGAACUCAGCAGAGCCAACUCGUCCCGUGUCUUCCUUCAGCCCGCAGCCGUGGCACAGCUGCCACAAACUCAUCUACGUGCGACCAAAUCCGAAGACGGGGGUCCCGGUCGGGCACUGGCCCAUACCAGAGUCAUUCUGGCCCGACCAGAACUCUCCGAACCUGCCGCCCCGCUCUGCACAUCCCGUGGUGCGCUUCUCCUGUGUGGACUGUGAGCCAAUGGUGAUCGACAAGCUUCCCUUUGACAAGUACGAACUGGAGCCAUCCCCACUCACCCAGUUCAUCCUGGAGAGGAAGUCUCCCCACAUGUGCUGGCAGGUGUUUGUUUGCAGCAGCGGGAAGCCCUGUGAAAUGGGACAGCCUUUUGGCUACCUCAAAGCCAGCACCACGCUCACCUGUGUUAACCUGUUCGUCAUGCCAUUCAACUACCCCGUGCUGCUCCCGCUCCUCGAUGAUUUAUUCAAAGUGCACAAACUAAAACCGAACCUGAAGUGGAGACAGGCAUUUGAGAUGUACCUGAAGACCAUGCCUCCAUACUUCCUCAUGCCCUUAAAGAAGGCGCUGAGGAUGAUGGGUGCACCUAAUCUCAUUGCAGACACGAUGGACUGCGGCCUGAGUUACAGCGUCAUCUCCUACCUGAAGAAGCUCAGCCAGCAGGCAAAGAUGGAAUCAGAUCGUCUCAUCGUGUCUGUGGGGAAGAAGGCUCCCCAGGAAACGGGCAUCAAAGUGAAGAAUCACUCCUCCACCACCCUCUCUCUGGCCCACCGGCGGGACUUCAAGCAGCUGCUGCAGGGCAUCACCGGGGAGGGGCCGCUGCGCCUGGCGGACAUGAACUUUAAAGAGUUUGCUGGCUUCCAGAUCGCCCUGCUCAACAAGGAUCUCAAACCUCAAGCUUAUCGAAAUGCGUACGACAUCCCGAGGCGGAACCUUCUGGAUCAACUGACGCGGAUGCGCUCCAACUUGCUGCGGACGUCGCAAAAGCUGAUCCGAGGGCAAGACGAAGACUAUCUGCACAGUAUCCCGGUGGCUCAGAUGGGAAACUAUCAGGAGUAUCUCAAAAUGAUGCCGUCUCCUCUGAGAGAGAUCGACCCCGACCAACCCAAGCGCCUGCACACAUUCGGGAAUCCUUUCAAGCAAGACAAGAAGGGGAUGAUGAUCGACGAGGCAGAUGAGUUCGUAGCGGGCCCUCAAAACAAGAAAAGAGGGAAUUCCAACGAUUCAAACUCGAGUACGACGAUGAAGAGGAGGCGGAGCAUGUCCCCGUUACUGCGGCGACCGCAAACUCCACCAUUGAACAACAACCACUUGCCGGGAGGGAAAAGUCCUGCAGCUGUUCAAGGGCAGCAGAACCUCAUAAAACCCAUCCCACAGCACAAAGGAGAGGACGGCAACAACAUGGUGGUGGCUGAGAGUAACGGUGACGCGGAGCCUGAGUCGGGGGGGAUCUGGCCGGCCGAGCUGGAAGCUGUAGCAGAGAGCCCGUCGUCUCCACUGAGCCUCGAGGAGAAGACCGGGCCGGGGGCAGCAGACGAGACGGAGGACGUAGACAUGACGGAGGACAGACUGGCAGAGGACAGACUGGCAGGGGACAGACUGGCAGGGGACAGACUUGCAGGGGACAGACUGGCAGGGGACAGACUUGCGGAGGACAGACUGGCGGAGGACAGACUAGAGGAAGACAGUCUAGAUGAGGAGGUGGAGAGACACAACUGUGACCGACUGAGCCCUCAGAGCCAGAUGGAGGACCCUGAAGCGGACCCCGCGUCGCUGGAGCCCAUCUUCAUCUCCCCGCUGGACGGCAGCCAGGCGGAGCUGAAGAGUCAGAUCAUCAAGGAGGUCCGCAAACCUGGGAGAAACUACGAUUCAAUACUGGGGCUACUGCAGCAGGUGAAAGGACCAGUGAAUGUUCAGAAGUACUUCAUCCAGCACGCCAUCAGAGAGGCCGUCAGGUUUAAGAAGCGGGUUUUGAUCCAGCAGCUGGAGACGUCCCUCUCUGAGCUGGGAGAGAAGCACGCGUCCCCGUCAGAGCUUCCCAAUGAUAACGGCAGCAGUUAGUGACAAAGACACAUUCCCUUUGUUAGUAAAGAAGGGAAUACAGCUCUGAUCUUGUUGACCAUUUCACUCACAGCAAUAGAGAAGUCACUGUCAACUGGCAUCAAGAAGACAGAUUGAAGAUCUUGGGGGUUCGGUCGGGGGGGUUUGAAUACCUCCACUCUCCGUGUGCUGAGAGUUAAUGGAUCCACUGAGGAUGAGGAGAGACUUAAUGUGUAAUCCUCUUCAUAUUGACAGAUGCCUUAAACAUCCGUAUGGCUUUUGUCUGUAUCGGCUCAUUGUUCAGUAGACACACACACACUCCGUCAGGCAAUAAGCGGUCAGAUCCUCCCGAUGGCAGAGCAAAGGAUGGAAAAGUACAUUCCUGUUAUUCUUAAAAAAAACUGUCCUUUCUUCAGCUGGUCUGAAAAAGCACCUUUUUUUCUAAUUCAUUAUUUUUUUGCCUCCAUGGCUAACAGCUACACCUCAUAUCUCCAGUGUCAUAUCGGCAGAACAGACGCACUGAUCAAACACAUACCGUUACCUUAUUUCUUUCCUUUUUAUGUCAGUGGACACCAAUAUGCGCCAGAAUUAGGAGUGGGCGAUACUGAUAAAAAUCUGUGAGCCUAUGUUUUAUGCUGCAUUAGCAAGAUAUAUCGUGAUAUAUCACAUAUCUGCUGGAAACCCAAUUAGAUAACCCCCAUUUUUUGCUAUUCCAGUCAACAAAAAUCCGGACUCAUGGUAUAUUUUGUCAUAUCGCCGACCCCAAAUUAAUAUUUUGUCCUUCAAGUUAACAAAACUCGUUAGCCUAAUGAAUAGGCUUUAUACAUGUGAUCCAUUUGGUUAUUAAAUUGAGAGUUGUAUUGACAUGCUAUUGGAACAAAUUCCACACACUAGCUUUUUAAGACUCAAAUUGAUAAACAGCAACAGUACAAAGAUGAAUCAGCAUUUUGCACUGUCCACUUCCCUUCUGUGUUCUCAUUACUAUCCUCCUACCUGCCAUUACAGCAAUAGAACAUGAGGUCAGUGGACGCAUCUGUCGGUGUCCAUUCAGAGUAUACCUCUCCAACACAGUGUCCACGUAUUUCCUCCACAAACACUCCAUUGAUUCCCAGAAUUUAAACUUGAUUAGGGGGGGUUUCUUCAUCUGUCCAGGCCCACUGCUCAGUCACCUGUUGUGAAGUUUAACAGCUGGUUAAAUCGCCCUGCUUUCUACAUCAACACAAGUUAGCGCUCCUUUUUGUUUUCCUUGUUUUUACGACAGAUGUACACUACUUUUUAAUGUUGAUAAGGAAUAUAGAUUAUUUUUGUGAAUUUGUUUAUUGCAGAGUAUAAGAAAUAUUUUGAAUGCAAUGUUUAAAAGCCAAUUUUGUAAACUGUUAAAUACAUAUAUAAAACGGAAAAGUUUUAUGACUCUACCAUUUUUUUUACAAAAUAAAAAUUAAACCAGUUAGAAUGGUA
This is a messenger RNA of Eleginops maclovinus (Patagonian blennie), 4722 nucleotides long. RefSeq names its product integrator complex subunit 6 like (gene ints6l). The transcript has 19 exons. Gene Ontology annotation, biological process: snRNA 3'-end processing. NCBI's taxonomy places the organism in Eukaryota, Metazoa, Chordata, Actinopteri, Perciformes, Eleginopidae. Bases 709 to 3285 code for a protein of 858 amino acids. The record is from RefSeq and is a predicted model, not a curated record. Gene Ontology annotation, cellular component: integrator complex.